CUCUCUCUCUCUCGUUCAGACUCCGGUGAAAUCGACAACCGUUGAAGCCUUCGCCCUGCCUCCAUCGACAAUCGCUGCCGCCUGCCGCCGUAGACUGUCUUCAUCAUCUCCGACGACCUGAUUUCAUCUCCGGAUCCAGUCCACCAUAGUUACAGAAAACUAUAGAGACAUGGGCAAGAAAGGAUCCUCCACUGCAAUUUCUGGACCUCAAAUGUCAGUCACAAUCAGAGAAGCUUCAACAGGGAAGAAACAGACAAAUGCUAAAUCUUCAUUAAAACUACAACAUAUAAAGAAUCUUGCAAUGUGGGCCACUCGUGAUGCAUCUAUACCUUCAUUGGGUGCCUUUUUUAGUCACCAUUUUGCUGCUUCUUCCGAGGCUUUGGCAACACCAGUUGAUCCAUCCCUGUUUACUUGUCAAAGAUGUGAAACUAUACUUCAUCCUGGCUACAAUUGUACAAUCCGAAUUGAAAAAAACAAGCAAAAAGCUCGACACAAAGGCAAGAAAGCUUCUCAUUAUCCUCAAAACAACAUUGUCUACACUUGUCAUUUUUGUAUGCACAAAAAUAUGAAAAGAGGCACUCCAAGAAACACAAAGCCACCAAAGCCCAAAUCACAUCCGAAACCAAACACUAUACUGGCUCCCCUUGGGUCUACAAUAAACGACCCUGACAAAGGUAAAAUGGGUAUUUUAGUAAAAAACGACUCUGAUCCAGCAACUCCAACAUUGACAUUGUUGGAGUCCAAGAAGAAGAGGAACAGGUCAGGGGAUAAGAAGAAAGUGGCAAAUGAUCAAAAUGCAAAAAAAUCAGAGAAUGCAUCUACUAAUAGAAAAAGAAGAAAAUCUUGGACUAGUUUGAAGGAGAUUGCUGAAAAUAAUGACAAUGAUAAUCGCCUGAAGUUAAUGAACAUAACAAUCCCAUUUUCAAUGGAGUAA
This is a messenger RNA of Lactuca virosa, 934 nucleotides long. NCBI's taxonomy places the organism in Eukaryota, Viridiplantae, Streptophyta, Magnoliopsida, Asterales, Asteraceae. The record is from the annotation of a GenBank genome assembly.